Hipposideros armiger (great roundleaf bat) is the source of this 4850-nucleotide messenger RNA. RefSeq names its product post-GPI attachment to proteins inositol deacylase 1 (gene PGAP1). Bases 251 to 2968 code for a protein of 905 amino acids. Gene Ontology annotation, molecular function: phosphatidylinositol deacylase activity. NCBI's taxonomy places the organism in Eukaryota, Metazoa, Chordata, Mammalia, Chiroptera, Hipposideridae. The record is from RefSeq and is a predicted model, not a curated record. Gene Ontology annotation, cellular component: endoplasmic reticulum. The transcript is spliced from 28 exons. Gene Ontology annotation, biological process: endoplasmic reticulum to Golgi vesicle-mediated transport; GPI anchor metabolic process.
CAAUCUGCUUUCCGCUUUUUUUCUCUACGUUCAGAGCUGCGCUCCCGCUGCAAUCGCCUCCUUCUUGCUCCCAGCGAAACGCCAGGCGGGAGGCACAGCUGGCUGGCUGCGCGCAGGCGCACUGUGCAGCAGGGGGCGCGGGUAGGUGGGUGUCCGCGCAGGCGCGCGCUGCUCGGGCUUCGCUCCGGCGGUGGCGGCCAGGUUUCGGCUGCUCGCUCAGUCAGGGUUGGGGCCCCGCGGCGGCAGCACCAUGUUCCUUCACACAGUCAACCUCUGGAACCUGGCCUUUUAUUCCUUUAUGGUCUUCAUGGCGACCCUGGGGCUGUGGGACGUCUUCUUCGGCUUCGAGGAAAACAAGUGCAGUAUGAGCUACAUGUUUGAGUACCCGGAGUAUCAGAAAAUAGAACUUCCAAAGAAACUGGCAAAACGGUAUCCUGCGUAUGAAUUAUAUCUUUAUGGAGAAGGGUCCUAUGCUGAAGAACACAAAAUCCUCCCUUUAACUGGUAUUCCAGUUCUCUUUCUCCCUGGUAAUGCUGGAAGUUACAAGCAAGUGCGCUCUAUUGGCUCUAUUGCACUCAGAAAAGCAGAAGACAUUGACUUCAAAUACCAUUUUGACUUCUUUAGUGUGAAUUUCAAUGAGGAACUAGUGGCGCUGUAUGGUGGAACUCUUCAGAGGCAGACCAAGUUUGUACAUGAGUGCAUUAAAACAAUUCUCAAACUCUAUAAGGGUCAAGAGUUUGCUCCAAAAAGUGUGGCUAUAAUUGGUCAUUCUAUGGGUGGCCUUGUUGCAAGGGCAUUGCUUACACUGAAAAAUUUUAAGCAAGAUGUGAUAAACCUUCUUAUUACACAAGCCACCCCGCAUGUUGCUCCUGUGAUGCCAUUAGAUCGUUUCAUUACUGAUUUUUAUAUGACUGUAAACAACUAUUGGAUUCUAAAUGCUAGACAGAUAAAUUUAACCACACUUUCUGUUGCUGGAGGAUUCCGGGAUUACCAAGUUCGCUCAGGACUGACUUUUCUGCCAAAAUUAAGCCACCAUACCAGUGCCUUAUCUGUUGUGACUUCAGCAGUGCCUAAGACCUGGGUCUCAACAGACCACCUCUCCAUUGUGUGGUGUAAACAAUUGCAGUUGGCUACAGUUCGAGCAUUCUUUGAUCUAAUUGAUGCAGACACUAAACAAAUAACUGAAAAUCCCAAGAAGAAAUUGUCGGUUUUGAAUCACCACUUCAUAAGACACCCAGCAAAACACUUUGAGGAAAAUCCAGCAAUAAUUUCUGACUUAACAGGGACAUCUAUGUGGGUUCCAGUAAAAGUGUCAAAAUGGACCUAUGUGGCUUACAAUCUGCCAUUGAGUCGGAAUUCCCUAUACACUGAAGAUACAAAUAGUUGGAUUUUUGGCUGCAUAAACAGCACUUCUAUGUGCCGGCAAGGGGUUGACUUGUCAUGGAAAGCUGAACUGCUGCCAACAAUUAAGUCUCUGACGUUAAGACUUCAAGACUAUCCAUCUUUGUCACAUCUUGUUGUUUACGUACCAUCUAUUCAUGGAAGUAAGUUUGUUGUAGAUUGUGAAUUCUUUAAAAAAGAGACAAGAUCCAUACAGCUCCCUGUAACUCAUCUCUUUUCCUUUGGAUUGACUUCAAGGAAAGUGAUAUUAAAUACAAGCGGCCUAUUCUAUAAUAUAGAGCUUCUGAACUUUGGACAGAUAUACCAAGCUUUUAAAAUCAACGUAGUAAGCAAGUGCUCAGGAGUCAAAGAAGAAAUAACUAGUAUCUAUAAGCUUCAUAUUCCCUGGUCUUAUGAAGAUUCACUAACCAUUGCACAGGUUCCAUCUUCUACCGAAAUUUCUCUGAAACUUCAUGUUGCUCAACCAGAAAAUGACAGCCAUGUAGCAUUAUUAAAAAUGUACACAUCAUCAGACUGUCAAUAUGAGGUGACAGUUAAGACUUCCUUUUCACAAAUACUUGGACAGGUUGUUCGAUUUCAUGGCGGAGCUCUUCCUGCUUAUGUGAUAUCUAGUAUUCUUCUUGCUUAUGGAGGACAGUUAUACUCUCUGUUCUCAACAGGUCAUUGCUUAGAAUAUGCUACUAUGUUGGAUAAAGAAGCCAAACCAUACAAAGUUGAUCCUUUUGUAAUUAUGAUUAAGUUUCUUUUGGGGUAUAAAUGGUUUAAAGAAUUAUGGGAUGUGUUACUAUUACCAGAAUUAGAUGCCAUCGUUUUAACUAGUCAGAGUAUGUGUUUCCCCCUCGUGUCCUUGAUUCUCUUUCUGUUUGGAACAUGUACUGCCUACUGGGGCGGCCUGCUUUCUUCUACGUCUGUGAGACUCCUUUCUUCAUUGUGGCUAGUUUUGAAAAGGCCCUCUGAACUCCCUAAAAACAUCAAGAUGAUAUCACCAGACUUACCCUUUUUGACAGUUGUUUUGGUCAUAGUCAGUUGGGCAACUUGUGGCGCAUUUGCCAUAUUUCUUACUUACCUUUACUAUGUGUUUAAGAUUGUUCAUCUGCAAGCCAGCCUAACAACUUUUAAAAAUAGCCAAACUGUGAAUCCCAAACACUCCAGAAGAAGUGAAAAAAAAUCCAAUCACCAUAAAGAGUCUACAGUACACCAUCUUCGUUUAUCUGCCAGUGAUGCUGAAGAUAGUCUUCGCAUGCACAGCACAGUGAUUAACUUAUUAACGUGGAUUGUAUUACUCAGCAUGCCGUCUUUAAUUUAUUGGUUAAAGAAUCUUAGGUAUUACUUUAAACUUAAUCCUGAUCCAUGUAAACCUUUGGCAUUUAUCCUUAUUCCAACUAUGGCAAUUCUUGGAAAUACUUACACUGUUUCAAUAAAAUCAAGUAAGUUGUUGAAGACUACUUCACAAUUUCCACUUCCUCUGGCCGUUGGUGUGAUUGCUUUUGGGUCCACACACUUAUACAGGGUUCCAUGCUUUGUCUUCAUUCCUCUGUUAUUCCAUGCGUUAUGCAACUUUAUGUAAGAUUGGAUUUAAGGAAUGAUAAAAAGAAUUUAUGCCUUUAGGGUCAGUACUAAGAGGGAAUGCACAGAUCCAGCAAGAUCCUUUGGAGAAGACAAGUCUAUUUUUACAAUGUUGAAAAUAGGAAAUUAGUUUUAUAAUGCUUGAAGAAAGUAGUUGAAGCAUGGUUUUGUUUCGUGGUGUGACAUCUGUGUACUAGUCAUUUUUGGAAAAUGAGUAAAACGAAAUGGUGGAUACUGUGUCUGAGGACACUAGCAUAUCAGCUAGGCUGCUUGAUUGGCCAUACUCGGGGUCUUCUAAACACUCAGUAAAUGUAAAGCAUUUUUGGUAAUCUCACCUCAAGCAUUCUGCUCAUUUUAUCACACUUUCUUCUAAAAAGUGGUUUACUUCAUAUUUGUUACAGUACAUAUUUUGAGAAAUAAGUCUUAAAAGAUUGAUGAGCUUCACAACUGUUUGUUUUCUCAAAAAUGAAGUAGCCACGAAGAGUCUUUGGUCAGUUUUUGGCAGCCACAGUGAACAAAGUAGAUCUUUUGUUUUCUUACAUCUAUGAAAAUAUACCGUUUAAUUCUAAGGAGACAUGUUUUCUUGGUAACCAAUGCAAGACUGAUGAAUGGAAACAUAAUUCAAACUCAAAACUUAAUGAAAUUUUCUUGUUACUUUUCAAAUACAAAUCUUAGUUUGUAUUGGUGAAUAUUAGGAGAGUAGUAAAGAGAUAUAUUAUUAAAUUUAAAGAAGUUUAACAUAGGUAUUUACUGGGAUUGGAGCAGUUCAGUUGUUCAGUCUGUACUUUUUUAUUUACCAGUUUAACCUUUGAUUCCAUGGUUGCCAAAAGUGCCUCAGGUCAUGUUGGAUUGUUAAAAUAACUAAAUUCCAGUGGUCAGAAAAAACUCUAGGUUUUCACAAUUGACAACUGUAGAAAAAAAUUAGCAUGAUCAAGUGCAGUACUACAUUUGAUGUAUAAAAUUAUAAUAGUAAUGGAAUAACAGUAGACAAACUCUUACCCCACUAAUAGCAUAAGUAUAAACAGUAUACCUGAAUAAAUUAGAGGCUUUAAUCACUGGUUUUAAAGUGGAAUCUUAAUUUGCUAAGGUGAUUAUUGUUUGGCAGAUAAAAGAAUAAUAUUUCUAUUUCAUUUCAGAUUUCAGCUCACUUUUAGCUACAGAAGAGUAGGAAGUAGGUAGUGGAGCUAGGUAUCUGUCUUAAGAAAGAAUAAACUCAGGCUGAGCUUUACGUAGCUGAUAGAGCCCUUCCUUUAGAUGUGUGCUGUAAAUACCUAAAACCUCUCAAUUCCUUAAGUCCUAAUAAUUCCACAGUUGCACCCAUGAACUUGUGUCCUUAUCACCUGGGGAUGUCCUAGAGUACCAGGUUCAUUUUAUCUGCCAUUGCAUCUGGAUUCCAUUACAACCUCUCAGCUGUUACUGCCUAUAGAGGGUUACCCCAUGUUACUGCCUCUGCAGGGUUACCCCACUUCUCAAUUGUUUCUCAGGUCCUUGCUCUUUUAGCAUCAGUUGAAGAGGGUCUUGCUGUCUUCUCUGAGGAUUGUAAGUUUGAUCCCAUUAUUGUCUUUCCAAACUUAAUGCCUGUUGUUCAGAAUUCAUAUUUUCACUUACUGAGACCAUUAAAAGGAAGUGAUACCUUCGUAGUAGACAAGGCAGGUAUGCCUGCCAUGCUCUUGUUUGAGAAAAGUGGCAAAAGGGAUAAAGUACAAAAUGCUUGUGUUCAGUACCUGAAAGGAAAUAGAAUUUAUUAGAGUAUACAUUUGUCCCAUAGCAUACCACAUAUAUAUUUAAAUUAGGACACAUUUGCCUCUGUUUAGCUAUAUAUAUAUUCUUUUUUUUUUUUUUUAAGCUGAGCUGAGCCUGUUGGCAGCUUAGCUCGGGCUGGG